GGCACCUGUCAGUCUCGGACCAUGCUUGUGGAGCAGUAUUUGUGUCGCCAGCACGGAAUACACGAGGAUUCUUCAUAAUUUAUAGGCGGGUAAGGGAAUAUUUAUGCUUUGUCCUCUUGAACAACGUUAACAGCAGUGACUCGGUUCAACUGAACGAUGCCUUCGACUAUCAUCCAGGCGGGACAAACAUGGCAUGGUUUUAGCAAGAUCCAGUAUUUGAUCAUAUUUGGUGAUUCUUAUAGCAGCAUUCGUUGGGACUACCAAUCUUCUCCCCAUCCGACAAUCAAGAGCCCGCUGGGAGUGACCUAUCCCGGAGUGACAUACGCAGAGCCAGGCAAGCCGAACUGGGUCGGACAUCUAGUGAAAUCGCGUCCAUCUAAACUGGUGUACGACUAUGCCAGGGGAAACGAUUUUGUGUCUUCUCUAGAGAGACAGAUCAUAUACCAGUUCCUUCCAAAUGUCGCAAGGAAGCCAUCGUCGGCCCAAUGGGAACCAGAGGACACACUCUUUAUGACGUGGAUUGGGAUUAAUGAUCUCGCUCUCAUCGAAGAUAUUGAUGGCGUGUUUAACACGCUGAAGGGUCUUUUCCGAUACCAAGAGAAGCUAUAUGCCUCUGGGGCUCGAAACUUUCUGUUAUUUGACCUCCCUCCGAUCCACAGAUCGCCCUCAGUACGGGACGAUACCGCUACCGUAAUGGAACAGUAUCAGACGUGGAACGUGACAUUAGAGAAAGAACUUCAGAGCUGGACUAAAAGCCAUCCAGAUGUCACCACCUUUCUCUUUUCCUCAUGGGAUUCAUUUUCGCGCGUGUUGGAUGAUCCAAACGCAUUCGGAUUUGAUCCCAACGACAUCAGUGAACCUGGGGGUGCAAUAUGGGUAGAUCGGCUCCGUCCCACGAGUGCGAUGCAUCGAAUCAUUGCGGACGAUCUGAUUUCGUUCCUGGACGCCCAUUCACCACAUGUCUCUGAUCAACCAGAAUUCUCGCACAAUCGGGCGUACUUCUCAGCAAGCAAUGCUGUAUGAGUGAAGACGAGUUUGCGAAAAAGGCAUAGGACGGGGCGGGUGCUUUAUUGUUGCCUCUGGAAGGAACUGGUAGCAUUUUUCAGUUCAUGACUACUGCCAGGUUAUAUAUUCAUGUGAACGCAUCUAGUAUGUAUAAUCCUACGACAUUACGUGACUUACAGAACAACACAUCUACGUGAACAUGUACGCAACUUUACGUUGACGAGGUUCACUUUACCUGCGCUUCGCAAUUGAAGUACUCAAAAAGUUAAAUUUUUCAAUUUAUUUGGCACGAUCUCCCCAGUUUAGUUAUCGUCAAUGC
Molecule: messenger RNA, 1324 nt
Organism: Suillus subaureus
Lineage: Eukaryota; Fungi; Basidiomycota; Agaricomycetes; Boletales; Suillaceae
Exons: 5
Coding region: 157-1023 (288 amino acids)
Source: RefSeq, a predicted model, not a curated record